This is a messenger RNA of Haliotis rubra (blacklip abalone), 7617 nucleotides long. RefSeq names its product myelin regulatory factor-like. Lineage: Eukaryota; Metazoa; Mollusca; Gastropoda; Lepetellida; Haliotidae. Gene Ontology annotation, molecular function: DNA-binding transcription factor activity; sequence-specific DNA binding. Gene Ontology annotation, cellular component: endoplasmic reticulum membrane; nucleus. The record is from RefSeq and is a predicted model, not a curated record. Gene Ontology annotation, biological process: positive regulation of DNA-templated transcription; protein autoprocessing.
AUCGCAAACUUAACGGUAUAAUUUACAAAACAAACGUUGAUGUAAGCUGACACACACGCUUGAACGCCUAACGGAGGAGGUGAACAGAACGGCGGACCACGUGAUGUGACGUCACAGGGCGAAGGUGUACACACACUUGUUCACGAUGGUAGAAGCAUAGUGAUGAUUUUGGGUAUUUCAUGGAGCCUUGGGAUUAUUGAAAAUCGGUGAUAUUUUGUGGAAUAAUGGAUGUCUUAAGCGAAGACCAAGCAUUACAGGCUGUUCUUGGUCGAGACCUUGGUAUAGACAAUGAAGCUCUGGACUUCCAACAGUUGGAGGACUUCAUCACCAGCGGUGAAAUGUGCCUCCCAGAGGAGGCAAUCCAGGCAGUGGCCUAUGGAACAGGUCGACCUGACCAGUCAGGGAUGAGUGACCUGAAGCUGAACGUUCGACUUACAUCACAUCUGAACCCUCAGCCCCAGACCACACAUGCUCAGAGCAUGUACUGCAGCGUGCCCAACACACGCGUCAACUUCGACCCCACGCAACACCAUGUAUAUAAACAUCACACAUCGCUACCAGAUAGCCCCCCAGAUUCAGGGUCUGAGCCAUAUUCUCCCCCAGAUGGCAACCAGCACAAUAUGCAAGACCCCAAGCCACAUUCGAUGGUUCCUGUAACCACAAUCCCUGGCCCGAUGUACCCACAACACAGAACCCACAUCCAGAUGCCAGGGAAGGGCCCUCCUCCAGGACCACCCCCAGGGCACCUACCAGCCUACAUGCACGAGCCCCCCAAGCUGAACCACCUGCCCGCCACACAGCCGCCGCCUACACCUCAUCCUCACCCCCACCAGAUGACUCCACCUCACAGCCACCCUAUAAUGAACUCCCACUUUGGCAGCAUAAGUAACCUUCAAGGUCAGCCUACGAAGAAGCGCAAGUAUCCCGACUCCCCCAACAACACAAUGAUGACCAACAUGCUCAACGGCAUGAACAGUAUUGUCAGCAUCAAGCAGGAACCAGCAGGUUUGGACACUCCUGAUCUGUUUAUGAGGAACUCAUGUCCACUUCCUGGCCAGUCACCUUUCCCAGGUUACUCCGUGCCAGACUGCAGCGGAGACGACGACUACUCCUACGACAUUGAUGGCAGCUUCACCGACAGCACAUAUCAAGUUAUCAAAUGGCAGCCUUACAACCAGCAGAAGUAUUGUGUGUUGACUGAUGCAGAACUCAAGGACAUUCCAACGCCAUCAUAUCGUGUAGACGCUGACAAAGGGUUUAACUUCUCGGUGCCAGAUGACGCCUUCGUCUGCCAGAAGAAGAAUCAUUUCCAGGUUACAGUUCACAUCGGAGCCUUAGGAGAAGCUAAAUAUGUCCGCACAACCGAAGGCGUAAAGAAAAUUGAAAGCUUUCAUCUACAUUUUCAUGGUAUUAAGAUGGAGUCAGCAUCACAAGUCAUCAAGAUAGAGCAGUCACAGUCGGAUAGAAGCAAGAAGUCCUUCUACCCUGUCAAAGUUGACGUGCACUCGGAUCAGGUUACCAAGGUUACUGUUGGUCGGCUGCACUUCAGCGAGACGACAUCCAAUAAUAUGCGCAAGAAGGGGAAGCCGAACCCUGACCAGCGCUACUUCAUGUUGGUGGUGGCUCUACAGGCCCACAGCGGGGACAACAACUAUCUGGUGGCAGCCAGCAGCUCUGAGAGAAUCAUUGUCAGGGCAUCCAACCCAGGCCAGUUUGACAGUGAUGUUGACGUUUUGUGGUCAAAGGGACACACCCAGGACUCGGUGUUCCACGUCGGCAGAGUUGGCGUCAACACUGACCACCCGGACGAAGCCAUGACCGUCCAUGGCAACCUUAAACUGACUGGUCACCUCAUGUCGCCAUCAGAUAUUCGAGCCAAAGAAAAUCUACAGGAGGUGAAUACGAAAGAAGCUCUACAGAAGGUCCAACAACUCCGCCUCUACAAGUACCAGUACAGCGAGGACUAUGCCGAGAGCGCUGGCAUCGAGGACAACCAGCGCAGCGACACUGGCGUCAUCGCCCAGGAGAUGAUGGAGGUGUUGCCAGAUGCCGUCCAGGAAACUGGGGAUGUCAUACUGCCCAAUGGUCAGCGCAUCGAAAACUUCCUGGUUGUAAGAAAGGAUCGAUUGUUUAUGGAGAACGUUGGAGCUGUAAAGGAACUGUGCAAGCUGACGGACAACUUGGAGAACAGAAUUGAUGAACUCGAAGUCAUGAACAAGAAGCUUGCCAAACUGAAACGAUUUGACAGCCUCAAGUCUAACAUGAGUCUAAAGUCUGUAUCCAGUGUUAGUACUGUCAGCAGCAGUGCCCCACCAAAGAAAUCACACUCAUAUCACCAUGGCAACAGCAAGUCUGGCCACAAGCACAGCCGCCACCAGGUGCCGCCUCCCAGCAGAGUGAAGUCGCUGUGCAGCAACCGUUUCAUCCAAAUCACCAUCAUCAUCCUCAUCCUCAUCAUGGCAUUCUGUCUGGUAGCAAUAACCACACUGUACAUCUUAGAGCGGCGGAAUACCCAGGAACUCUCAAGGGGUACGCCUGUAGUUGCUGCUUCAUCAGGGUCGACGUUACAACCAAUAAAUACAACAGCACUGCCAGUGAUGACAUCAACUACUCACGCUCCACCCCGAGAUCGCACUACGCCUAAAGUCCGACCAGAGCCUGCCACGACUACAGCUACCCAUCCUGUGACGACGAGGACAAUACCAGCCUACCCUGUUUGUGAAUCUCCUGAGUGUGAGCCUCGCUGCUGUUCACCACCCCAAGAGGAUGAGCCAAACCCACAUCAACACAAAAAUCCUGUUCCACUGUCCAAUGUUGUGACUCAGAAGACCACUCCGCACUACAACACUUUCACAAUCGACAUUCCCAAUGAAUCGCAAAACACCCCUAUCGUCAUCAACAACGAUGGUUACAACGUCAUCAACAAUGACGACAACAACAUCCAUCACUACUACAGGAAGAAAAGAAGUACUGUGCCAGAAGACCUACUGCGACCCCAGAUUGUUAUCAAGCAGCUCAACUUCACGAUUGGCCCCGAGUACUGCAUGGUGGCUGGGGCAUGUGAAGGUCGCAAUAAUUCCUAUCUGGCCAAAGUCAGCCACUACUUUGGUUCAAUGCCCGUCACCAUUCAAUUCAAGACUGAUCGAGCUGUCCUGGUGGCCUUCUGCAAUGACUCCUUCACUCCCUCUUGUCUCGAAGCCAGUGCCGGUAAUGUCUCGGAAAAGGGAUACAAAUUAACGAGCACAAAUGCUGAGUUUAAUCUGACCAUUGGUAUCCAUUACACCAGCACCUACAAGUUCAAGAUCAGCCCCGAUAAUAAUCUAAACAUCUGUUCUUUGACUUCAAACAACCCCGAUGUGUAUGAGUACAACCUAACCUUCAAGAGACAGCUAUGUGCUGAUAAUGCUGAGAGUUAGAGAUGAUAUAUAAUGUGUUUUGCACAGAACAGCAACACUGUCGACAGUGUUCUGAACACAACUGGAUAACACUGUCCAGGACACUCAGGGUUCAUCUUGCUAGGACUUGGAUCCACUUAUGGAUCCGUUAUUGAACCAUGGAUCCGCUAUUGAACCAUGGAUCCGUUACAAAGACAUAGAUCUGGCAUUGUUACAUGUCCUGGCAUUAGAUCCAACUGGAAGUGUACAUACGUUAUUAAAACAUGGCUCCAAGAUGAAGCGGAUCAUACUUGGUAACAUGGAUACAGUGUUGAGACAUGGAGCCAGACUCAGACGUGGAGCCGGUGCCAGUUUUCAGGGAGUGUUUAAAUGGCUGUUUAUACAGCUCGGACCUUAUAUUCAACGUCGUUGUUUACACUUUUUGAAAGGCUUUGGAUUACUUUAAUGUGUGUAUUCAUAUAAUAUGUUAUCGCACUUAGUGCGGUAUAACCCACACGCGGAGCAAGCACCCAAAUACUAGAACAAUUCAAACCAUUUAUCAAGAUAAUUUCAAAAUGGAAUCCUUUUCAGACAAUGAAAGGGGCGGUGGAGUAGCCUAGUGGUUAAAGCAUCAGCUCGCCACACGGAAGACCCUGAGACCGUGAAACCUUGUAAUUCACAAUUUGUGAGUUUUCUUGAGGCAGUAAAAUCUGUUAUUUUGUAUAUUACAGCAUACAUAUACUAGCUAUUCAUUACUCUUAUGUCCAAGUAGCUUAUAACUUUCAUGUCAACAGAUCAUUGUUAGAGAUUUUGUACAACAAUGUAUAUUGCAGCUCUUUGUACAAAAAUAUGUAGUAAUUUUUGUGCAACAAUGUGCUACUAGUUUCAUUACAUCAUGUGCUAAUACUAUCUAUACAUCACAAACUGUAUAUGUAGGAUAUGUUAUUGGUGAGUAUUUAAAACAUUUGAAUAUUUUUUUCCCAGGAGUCAUAGUCAUGUGAAUGUUGAAUUUGUUUGUUUUUUGUUAUGUUUUGAAUAGCAAUAUUUGUGAUCUCUUUUUUUGUAUAAAUCUUUCAAUGUUGUUGUCUAGAUCAUCACAAGGUAACUGCUUCUAUCGCCAAAUAUUAGAUGUAGUCUUGGGUGACUAUGGAUGUGAUGUAGUAAUUCUUAACAUAUGUUUUUGGCUAGAAACCAAACACAACCAUAUCAUUCCAUUAAGACUGCUUCAAAGUAUUUUUACAAUUAUCGGAAAAUAAUUUCUUCAUAGCAAAUUAUCACUUUUGUAAAUAGGAUGUUAUUCAUUAUGCUUGUUUCUACUGAUAUCAAUUGCAUGAUUUUUUUUCAUAUAAUCAUUGUCCACGAAAUUUUUAGGAUAUUUUUAGUAUGUGUCCUACUUGUAAGUAUGAAGAUUUGGACAUAACACCCAAGAUGCUGUCAUAUUCAUUAUGUAUGUAUAAACUGCAUAAAGUAAUUUUAUGUUUAUGUGUGUAAAUUUUCAGUAUAUGCCAAAAUGUGUGCAAUUCAUAUUUUCUUAUUGCAUCAUAGCAAGGUUGGGGAUAAUAGGAUGUUGUUAGGAAUAAGGUAUUCCACUCACUUUGAUAUUCUCAUUGACAAUAUGUUAAGAAAAUUACAAUAAGCCUGCCAAAAUUUGGAAUAAAACAUCUGAAAAGAUAUGUUUAAAACCAAUCAAAUGUUGCUGAUAGUUGUCUGGAAGAUACUAUUUGUAUAAUUUUUUUUAAAUUGACCACUUGUGUAUUAUUACCAUAAGCUUAUCUAAUUAUGAGUUGAAUAAAUUCUAUUAAAUUAAAUUAUGGUACAUUAUGAAGACAGUUGUCUUUACAUUCCAUUUUCAUGAAUUUUUCCUAAUUAAUUACAUUGUUUUUAAGACUUCAUUCCAACAUACUACUAUAUCAAAUUGUAAUGCAAAUUCUGAAAAUAUUUUUGUAUUUCAAAUUAUGGAAUCCUAUCUAUUGAAAUAAUGAUUGUUAAUCAUCUGAUUUGUUAAUUUCAAAUUGUAAAUAGCCAUAUUAUAUCUAACCAAAUGGCAUCGUAUCCCUGGUGUUAUGUUAGUACACUGUAGUCCCUCAUUAGGAAUAUUGUGUUGUAUAUAUUCAUUUAUGACAUAGCAAGAUGAAGGUCAAUCUGAAUCUCAUGAACAUUGGAAAUUAACGGUAUUGAUGACGUAUACAAAAGAUAAUGGCUAGCAUUGCAUUUCUUUACAAAAAUCCAUAUCCAUUGCUCGGCAAGCAUCUGCCAAGAACUAUUUUGGGGACAGUCUGUCGUAAAUAUUGACUGCAAUAAUCUUGAGAUUAAGACCCCGAAUUUGUUCAUAUACUCAACAAAAAAAGUAAGUGAUCAUAAAUACUUUUUGGGUAUUUUUAUGGAACAGUGUGACGAGUUGUACAAAAUAAUAUCAAGAAAAAUAUUCAUGAUCCCUAGGAUGGUGGGGUAGUCAAGUGGUUAAAGAGUUGGCCUGUCACGCUGAAGACAGGGUUCGAUUUCCCACAUGGGCACAUUGUGUGAUGCCCAUUUCUGGUGUCCCCCGCCAUGAUAUUGCUGGAAUAUUUUAUAUAUUUGCUAAAAGCGGCGUAAAACCCAACUCACUCACUCAUGAUCCCUAACUUUUUUUGUUCAGUAUAUACAAAAUUAGCCUCAACAUAUACUCCAAAACAGAGAUAAACAUAUUUUGUUUAUUGCAACAUUGUAGGUACUAAUACUCUUUAUUAUGAUGUUUUGACUUUGUUGAGAUUAUGUAUUUUACGGGAACCAGCUAGAGGAGUAUUGACAAGAACAAAUUGAUGUUGAGCAGUGUUUUGUUUCAUUUGUUAUAACCUGGUCCUCUGUGUUGUCUUUAUCUAUUGUAAAGACUCAAAACUCUAAAUUAUGGUUGGAAAUUGACUGUUGGUACAAAUGUGUUGAAAUUGAAUGAAGCUACAACAAUGCUACUGUGAUUCCGGGAACAAGAUGGUUGAUAAGUGUUAUAUAGCACAACAGAAGAAUAAUUCUAUUCACAAAAUUAGUUGUUUUCAAUAAACAGGUGUAUAUAAAUGACAUGUAUUUUUAGGGGUAUUUUGAGAGAUUACAAAUCAUCAUUGCAUUAAUCAUACCUAUGUGGAAAUUGGAAAUAAUUUUGUAUUAUUUACCACCAGUGACUUAUACACAGAUAUAUACUACACAACCUUUGAUAAGGAUAUUUUCAUUGGUCACAUGUAAACGUGCCUUGGUCAAGAUUUGCUUGAAGGUGUUGUCACACAAGUAUCAUUUAGAACUGACAAGUCAGCAUCAUUUUAGCAGAUACAAAUGAUUGUUGGUUAAAUAACAUCAGCACCAUUUGUGUAAUUGAUAUCCUCUGAGUUUCAUUAUGGUUUGAGAUAUCCAGUAUCUUUAUCAAAUGUUUAGUAGUAUAUUCCAAAGUUAUGUCUCGUCAGUGAUGGCUCUGUAAAUACAUCAUUAAUCAACCGACCUAGAAAUACAAUGUGCAUUCGGCAACUUGUAUCUCAUGCUUUCUUCAAUACUCAGUCUUAUACAUGAUGUAUUCCUUCACCACUAUUGGGAGCGUUUGUAUUUGAAAUUUGUGUACAUAUUUCAAAUUGAAAAGUCCGAGAUACUGAAUAAAUUGCACCUUUAAUUUUUUUAAUGAGACGAUUUUCUGACAUUUUGUAUUGACCAAGUCCUGAAAUUAUGUUGUCCUUGGAUUUUGCUAAGAGGCAUUAAUUGAGAAUGAUUAUGUUUCAACAAAUUUCUUCAAAAAGAUGAAAAAUAUUAUCAUACCAGAGGUAAAUAUUUAUUUGAAAACACAAUCAGAGUAAAGAGAAAAUAUUUCAAACAUUUUUCAUGUUCAUAAGAUCUUCUCAUGUAAAUGGCAAGUAGUCCUUCAAGUAAGAUCUUUUUACACCUCUGCUUGUUUAGUCGGAUAGUUUUGUAAAUGGUUGUUUCCAUAUAUUUUUUUCAUUGUUUAAACCGAGUCUAAUAUCUUCACAAGUUUGUUUUAUGAAGGUACAUUUUUCUACUGCUUUUUGUGCUGUUAGCAGAGGGAUAUAAAAAUACAGCAACUUUUUGUUAUCUUCAAUGUAAAACAUCAACACCAUUCCACAUUUUCAUAAAUACGACACAUUCCAAAUGGAUGAGAUGUGUAUGUACAUACCACAAAGAUGGCUGCUACUCGUCAGAUACAGAGUUGUCUCCCUUUUUACAUGCAUUCUGUACCCAGUGACAAGACCUCAGUAAACAUGUCUUAAAAUCA